CUGCAAGGUUAUGGUGGGCACUGCCAUUCUCGUCUUCCUUCUCAUAAUCCUCAUCAUUCUCUUCAACGCCUACAUCCGCUUCUGCCGCCGUCGCCGCCGUGUUCUCUUGUUCCGUUCCCUUCCCACUUUUUCCUUCUCCGCCUCGUGCACCGCUCUCUCAAGGAAUGUGCGUGUGCCUGUCGGAGGUUCGCCGAGGUUGAUAAAGUUCGCACACUUCCCAACUGUAAGCAUGGUUUCCACACCCACUGCAUCGACGCGUGGUUUGCCUCUCACUCCACGUGUCCUCUGUGCCGAACACCGGCCCAACCGGCCAAGGGUUGCUCCGAUAAUGAACCCGGUUUGGUUCCAGUUUCCGGAGCAGAAGAGGGUUGUUCUUCGUCUUUGGGUCCCCCAAUUGCGUGUCCGAGAAAGACGUUGGAUGUAGUGAUAGAGGUGGGAGAUGUGGAAAGAGGUUUGAAUCCUGCAAGGAAGAUGAUGGAUUCAGAUGUUCAUUGAAGUGGUUUUUGUAACGCAUUAAGCUAGUCAAUGCUAUGGUUUAUCAUAAUCUAAUCCCUCAAAUUGGUUUUAACAUGUGAAUCUAAAAUCACUGAAAUCUCAAAUCUCAGUUGAAUUUGGUUAGUAAUGCACAUUUAGACCAU
Molecule: messenger RNA, 638 nt
Organism: Vigna umbellata (rice bean)
Lineage: Eukaryota; Viridiplantae; Streptophyta; Magnoliopsida; Fabales; Fabaceae
Product: RING-H2 finger protein ATL5-like
Source: RefSeq, a predicted model, not a curated record